This is a messenger RNA of Trichomonas vaginalis G3, 1064 nucleotides long. RefSeq lists its product as uncharacterized. The transcript has a single exon. NCBI's taxonomy places the organism in Eukaryota, Parabasalia, Trichomonadida, Trichomonadidae. The record is from RefSeq and is a predicted model, not a curated record. The annotation marks the transcript as partial.
AUGGAUAGAAAGUCUGCUAGAAUAAAAGCAGAGUUACAAAGAUAUGGUUGGAGAGUUUCGAAGAAUUUUAAAUAUAGGAAGGGAAGACCCAUAAAAGUCUAUGACAAAUUGUCUGGUCUUCGCUACGAAAUGGAUUUGGAAACAGCACGUGCCAAUUAUCCAAACAGACUAGAGAGGUUAGAAGAAGAACGUCUUAUGGACAUGCCUUUCGAUGUUAGUGAACCUCAAGUUGAAGGACACGACGGCUUUGCCAGAUUCUACUGGAAACAUGACGAACAAUUGCAUCCUUUGAGAAGGAAAAAAGGAAAAGGUGAAGACGCACAUGCUCCCAUGGAAAGAACAAGAUAUGCAUAUGAAAAGUAUCGUGAAGUUAGAAGUCAAAUUACAUCUGGUCGAACCUUUACAGUAAACUUUGACGAAGGAAAGAACAAAGAAGGCUUCAUGGGAGUACUUGCUGCAAUUCAAGACGGAAAUAAGAAAGGACACAGUCUCAGAUUGACCAUAACAGAUUUGGAUGGUCACAUUUACUAUGCACAUGGCAAUGAACAAACAGCCGCAAAACUUCUUGACGCUUUCAAGACUACAAAGAGAGAACAAAUGGUUGACUCCGACUCAGACAUUUUGAAUGCAAUUGAAGGAAUUGCAAGUGUCAAGUUCGAAUGGUACCAACCUAACCCUCAAGCAGUCAGACAACAUGCUGGAUACUUCCCGUUCAUAAAUAAGUCUGACAUUGACUUGACAAGGUAUGGAAUUUACAAUUCAAUUGAAACAAUUGUCAAUGAACCUUGUAUUCUUACAUGUCUCAGGAACUCUGGUCUUGUUACAGAUGAGAAGAUGAAGUAUCUUGAGUCAUUUGUGAAGACAAGAUACAUUCUCAGAGGUCAAUUGGCAAAAAUUGCACCGUUGGCAAAUGUCAAUAUCCGAGUCAACAUACCUACAGCUAAAGGUUCUUCACAUGACGACUAUGUUGUUGACAAAGACUUACCAUGGUUGAAGAUUGUAAUUGUCCACAACCACUUCAUGUUGAACGAAAGUCUUACAAACCCAUUCUUUGGUAAAAGUAA